CCGCCCUUCGGACCAAUGAGAAGGCGCGACGGAUCGAGUGUCACUAUAACAGAAGAACAAAAUCAGCGCGGUAAGUUUGCAGAACCUGACAGCCGCUCUGCGCCAGCGGGGACCUCCACGCUUCACACUUCUUCCUUCUGCUUAGCUCAGGGUGAAACGUCCACGUUCAACAUGUCCGACAACGAAGAGUACGAUCAGACAGAGGAUCGCCGUGAAGAGUACGAUGAGGAGAAGCCAAAGUUCAAGAUGAGCGCUCCCAAGAUCCCCGAUGGCGAGAAAGUCGACUUUGACGACAUCCAGAAGAAGCGUCAGAACAAAGACCUGGUGGAGCUGCAGGGCCUGAUCGACGCCCACUUUGAGCACCGCAAGAAGGAGGAGGAGGAGCUCAUCGCCCUCAAAGACAGGAUUGAGAAGCGUCGCGCCGAGAGGUCUGAGCAACAGAGGAUCCGUGCCGAAAAGGACAAGGAACGCCAGGCCAGGCGUGAGGAGGAGCGUCGCAUCAAGGAGGAAGCGGACGCCAAGAAGAAGGCCGGCGAAGAAGCCAAAAAGAAGUCUGCUCUGACCAACAUGGGAUCCAACUACGGCAGCCACCUGCAGAGGGCGGACCAGAAGCGCGGAGGUAAGAAAGAGACGGAGAGAGAGAAGAAGAAGAAGAUUUUGGCCGCCAGGCGCAAGCAACUCAACAUCGACCAUCUCAACGAGGACAAGCUAAAGGACAAGAUCAACGAGUUGUACGAUUGGAUGUGUCAGCUGGAGUCGGAGAAGUUCGACCACAUGGAGAGGCUGAAGAAGCAGAAGUACGAGGUCACCACCCUGCGUAAGAGAGUGGAGGAGCUCAGCAAGUUCAGCAAGAAGGGAGCCGCCGCCCGCCGAAGGAAGUAGACGCCGCUGGCGAAAUUAUUCUAGCUGAGAAGACGCACCACGUCGUCGCGCUGAAGACGCAACGUUAUCGCAAGCCGCUAGCGACUAGUGGCUAGCUGCUGCUAGCUGCUAACGAGAGCAAUAAAAACAUCUUGGACCUCCAUGCUCUCUCGACUGUUUGGUUCUCAGUAUUUUUGUAAAUAAAGUUUGACUCUUCAAGACGA
Syngnathus typhle (broad-nosed pipefish) is the source of this 1085-nucleotide messenger RNA. Its product is annotated as troponin T, fast skeletal muscle isoforms-like. Gene Ontology annotation, biological process: sarcomere organization; regulation of muscle contraction; muscle contraction. Lineage: Eukaryota; Metazoa; Chordata; Actinopteri; Syngnathiformes; Syngnathidae. Gene Ontology annotation, cellular component: troponin complex. The transcript has 13 exons. Bases 16 to 882 code for a protein of 288 amino acids. The record is from RefSeq and is a predicted model, not a curated record. Gene Ontology annotation, molecular function: tropomyosin binding; troponin C binding; troponin I binding.